Messenger RNA from Cydia pomonella (codling moth), 1351 nucleotides. RefSeq lists its product as uncharacterized. The coding region runs from base 665 to 1180 and encodes 171 amino acids. The transcript is spliced from 4 exons. The record is from RefSeq and is a predicted model, not a curated record. NCBI's taxonomy places the organism in Eukaryota, Metazoa, Arthropoda, Insecta, Lepidoptera, Tortricidae.
GAAAAAUAAUUAAUUCAUAUCAAUCAUAUCUUUGUUUAUUUUUUUUGACAAUAUAGUGACAUCUGGUCAUAGUUUGUACAAUCGGAAGUCAACUUUACGCAAAAGUAGGUUGUCGGAUCCCAUUAAUAGAAAUCGCAGCCAUCUUGACUAAUGUUAACUUCAUUUCUAAGUGUCACCCCCCUGGUUCAGCAAGUAUUUUCUAUAACAAGAUGUAUUUUUUCCGCAAAGAUAUUUGGCACUUCUUGGUGCAGAAUUCAAUAAACUUUAAUGUUGUCUUACACCAUAUUAUCAUCGAGAACGUAGAUUUAGAGUAAAGGCGAAUUUCUGGAAAAGGCCAGGAUGGUCCACAUCUCCAAAAUGGCUGUGAUUCCUCGAGGUCCCUAAAUGUCAAAUGGUCAAAACUGUUCCAGAGAUUUUGAGGUUAGCCCUAUUCCGAUUGUACGCUGAUAUAAAUAAACAGAAAAUUGGUAUUAUUUUAUUUCAUUACAAUAAAUUCGAUAUAAAAUAUAAUUCAAAACAAAUGUAUAAAGGUCAGCAAUGAAAACCGUUAUUCGCUUAUCGCACAUUUCUUAAAAAAAACUUCGAUGUUUGUGGACAUAAGUAGGUGUAUAGUUUAGAAGAAGAAAUUACAAUUUGAAUAAGGAAAUUUCAAUGUAAAGAUUUCAUGGGACUAUUAAUAAAACACAGUUUAGUAGGAUGUACAAUUCUGAUGUUGUUCGAGGGAGUUGAACCACUUCGCAGAGCAACUGUAAAAACCCCACUGCGACAGACCCCACGAUGGCAGCCGACCAUGCCACGGCCAGUCCCAUGGGCGAAGCGCAUGUCCGAGUACAAUUGCCAUUUAUGGAAGACUUGCUUGCAAGGCGGACCGCAAGCCUGUGCGUGGGACGAAAGGUGGUUAUUUCUGGCUUGGUUUCGGGACAUUUGCGCAAUGUAUCAAGUCAACUGCGAAUCUAACGGAAGACACGCAUAUAUCAUUCAAAACAACGCGGUCUGCAAAAUGAAGAGUGAAUUCAUUGGUUCGAACAAGCAAAUAAGCGAAACCGACCUGCCCACGAUCCAAACUACGGCGACGCAACGACUACACGGCAUUAACAGGACGAAGGAGUGGUGGUGGGACGGAUCCACUACCAACCAAUAUCAAUACCUUAACGGGCUAGAAGUAGACAGGGGAAAAUAGCCGCUUGAAAACUUUAAGCUCGUGUGGCGAAUAAAAAAGAAUUAUUGCGCAAUUACUAUAUUUUUAAAACCCUCGCGGAUGUUUAAUUUUAAUUUCUUAAAAUCCAUAGACUGGUAAAUAUUUGCUAGACUCUGUAACUUAAUCUCGAGAAUACAGUGAAAUUCUUUAUUA